UUCGCUGUCGCCUGUCGGAUAAGGCAGGCAGUAGGCAUAACACCCACCUUGUAUUUAUCCGACCCCAUUUCAGAAUUCAGAGGUAUAUGCUUUACGUGGAUCCUCUGUGCUCUCCCAGUCCCUCAUUCCAACUUCUCUUCAGGACAAGCUAAACAAGAACUUAGUUAACUCCAUUGCAAUUUCAUUUUCUGCAAUCUGCAUAGAGGGAAAAUACAGUGAGAGAGGAACAGUGCAAAGCCACCCAUGGCGUUUGCAACUGCAAGACCCACUUUCUCUUUCCACCUCCGCACUUCACAUGCUCAACCACAAAAACCCCAUCUCGCCGUUCUCUCUCUUCAACCCUCCAAAACCCCAAUUCAGUCCCUCCAAAGAUCCCCACGACUGCAACUCGCUUCAAAGUCCAUCGAUGUCUCCAAAGAAGACAAGCCCAUCUCGGAAGAACCCGCGUCGGCAUCAGCUCCCACUGAUUCUCCCCCUCCCGAAGAAGAGAAAUUUGAUAAGCGACGGCUAGAAGAGCGGUUCGCUGUAUUGAACACCGGGAUUUAUGAGUGUCGGUCUUGCGGGUACCGGUACGACGAAGCAGUUGGUGAUCCGUCUUACCCAAUACCUCCGGGACUGCCAUUCGAUAGAAUGCCAGAUGACUGGAGGUGCCCAACUUGUGGAGCGGCGAAAUCGUUCUUUGAGAGCAAGAGUGUGGAGAUUGCUGGGUUUGCACAAAAUCAGCAGUUUGGGCUUGGUGGGAACGCGCUCACUUCUGGGCAGAAGACACUGCUCAUCUACGGCAGUUUGUUCUUUUUCUUUGUACUCUUCCUAUCUGGGUAUUUUCUGCAAUAAUCCUAAUUGAAAAGGGGGAAAAAGAGGUACAGAAUAAUGUGCUUGUGGAAGGAUCAAGAGUUUGUGAACUUAGGUAACUUGCUUCCUUUCAAAUUGCUGACUGAUUGAAAACAUUUACGAGGAACUUAUAUGGGACAAGGUUUGGUAAAAGGUUUCUCUUUUUAUCCCUAUUAUCCUCUUUCAAGGAACUCUACUUUCUGGCUUUCUGUAAAGCUCUGCCUUUAUCAUUAUCAUCAAAGAACUUCAGAAUGUGAGCAAAGCUAGAAGGUAGUGUAAAUAUGAAAAAAAAGUUACAUGGAAAAUGGUAUUUCUAGACUGCUAAAAGCCUGUAUGUCAUCCAUCUAGUAACUUUAAAUUUGAAGAGAACUGGAUCUGGUUAGAUACUGAUAAAAAAUAAAGAUCUGGUUAGAUCAAUGUGAAUACCUUGUAAUUCAGAAUUUAUCAUGAAAUGUAGUCUGAGAUGUAUUAGAUAACUGUGAAUACAUUGCUUUGAUUGCACCAAUUAAGUUCAUAUAAGUUGAGAUUUCAA
Messenger RNA from Nelumbo nucifera (sacred lotus), 1363 nucleotides. RefSeq names its product Rubredoxin-like superfamily protein. NCBI's taxonomy places the organism in Eukaryota, Viridiplantae, Streptophyta, Magnoliopsida, Proteales, Nelumbonaceae. Gene Ontology annotation, biological process: alkane catabolic process. Gene Ontology annotation, cellular component: chloroplast. The record is from RefSeq and is a predicted model, not a curated record. Gene Ontology annotation, molecular function: iron ion binding; electron transfer activity.